Messenger RNA from Daphnia carinata, 2105 nucleotides. RefSeq names its product zwei Ig domain protein zig-8-like. The record is from RefSeq and is a predicted model, not a curated record. Lineage: Eukaryota; Metazoa; Arthropoda; Branchiopoda; Diplostraca; Daphniidae. Bases 234 to 1385 code for a protein of 383 amino acids. The transcript is spliced from 8 exons. Gene Ontology annotation, biological process: synapse organization. Gene Ontology annotation, cellular component: neuron projection membrane.
CAGAUCGACUGACACGUUUAUUCCCUUGCUUGUUUUCUUCAACACUUUCCAGUCACGAUUCUGCUCCCCCCCACCCCUGACCAGUUGUUUCUAUCGUUUGUUUUUAUUUUUUUUUUAUCAUUCGCUGAACGAGUUUUAUUUCAAGAAGAAGAAGAAGAAGAAGAACGAAAUAAUAGUAAACAAAGGAGGUUGUUGUGCGUGAUGUUAUUGGAUCAAGACAUGAUGAACGACCGAUGAAGAAGUUGCCUUUCAUUCCGGUUUCCGCGGUUAAUUAUUGUUCUUUAGCCGGCCGUUCAAUGGACGGACAGAAUGCGAACGAGUGGAUGAGUCGGUGCUGUGGGCGAACACGACGACCUUAUGGCAAACGUUUGUCCAGUGUGGCGUGUUUCCUUCUGCUGUUUCUCAUGCUCGCUCUAGGAUCCCGACUUUGCCAUGGCGCUAUGGAAAUUCGCGAUUCAGCAUCCAGUAGCAGACACAAUGGCGGCGCCAGUCAUUUCAUCGAAGAUGACGAAGACGACGAUGGCGACGGCUUGGUGUGGCCGACGUUGUCGCUUUCGCCGCGAUUCCAACACAUCCCGCCUCCUCUCCCGCCUGUCAUCUACGGCCCGUUUUUCGAGCCGGAAUUUCCCACCAAUAUCAGCGUCUUGGCCGGCCAGACCGUCUUGCUUCAAUGCCGGGUCAUGGAUCUCGGUGAUCGAGUGGUCUCGUGGGUGCGACAGUCGGACUUGGCCAUUUUGGCGUCGGGCGGAGUAAGCCACACGAGCGACAACCGGAUCACGGCAUCGGCCGACGAAACUCUGACCGAUUGGGAACUGCAAAUUGCUGAAGCCCAAACCAAAGAUUCCGGCUUAUACGAAUGUCAAGUCAACACGGAACCCAAAAUCAAUUGGCCUGUCACUGUUCACGUUGAAGCUGCCAUAGCGUCGAUCGUCGGAGCCUCUGAACUUUACGUCCGAACGGGCAGCACCAUCAGCUUGACGUGCAUCAUCCAAGGAUCAGGAGCUAUCCCACCUCGUGUUCUCUUUUGGUUUCACGAUUCCAAGCCCAUCGCGCUCGAUUCUCCGCGCGGCGGGAUAUCGCUGGAGACGGAACGAACGGCCAUCGGAAUGUCGUCCAAAUUGCUCCUCACGCGCGCCACCCUUCAAGACGCAGGGAACUACACUUGCGCCCCACCCGGCGCUCAACCUGCCGACGUCACCGUUCACGUCCUAAACGGUGAGCAUCCGGCAGCCAUGCAACGAGGGAACAGGAGUCCGUCGACCAAUGGGGCAGAAAGGGCUGCCCAUUUGGGUGCCAAAUGCCUGUGGGCCGUUCAAGUAAUUACAUUACAGUAUUCCAUCCAGCGCUGGCUUUUUGGCAAUUCGUCUCCGUCUCCAGCCACUUGAAAUGAUUGGAGCGUCCGAUACAUUUUAGGACCUAGAUGUGUCCGAACGGCGACAACAAAAAAAUGUCAAGAAAAAAAAAAGUUGAUUUCUUUUUUUUUUUUUUUUUUUUUUUUUCAAUGAGAGGUUGUUUUUAAGAAACAAAAGUGAAAAAAAUGUCUUUUACCUUUCCUACUAUACUCUUAUUCUUCUUUUUUUUUAUCAUCAUUAUUAUUAUAACUCUAUUAUUAAGUAUAUUAUAUUCUAUAUUACGAGUGUCAUCGUCAUCUCGCAUGACGUAGUACGUGACAAACAAGACAUUCGACACCUUUAUUUUUCAUCUCUAAAUCCUAUAUCCCAUUCAUUUUUUUUUUUUUUUUUCGUUGUACUGUGUGCGCGAACGGUGAUUUUAAGAAGAAAAAAAAAAAUGUAAUGCUAUCCUCCAUAUAUUUCUAUAUAAUGACAUUAAGCACUGCGUCGCCCUCUCUCCUUCCCAAUCUGUAUUUCAAUUUCGAUGAUUAUUUGUUAUUAUUUUCACAAUUUUAACUUCUCUGCUUCGUUUUAACCGGAUUUCCUUUGGUGGAAUCCAUUUCUUCCUAUCAAUGCCCAGUAAAACCACGCCCCAGUGAUGAAGAUCGUGAUGAUUAGCUGGAAGGGAGAAUGAAUGGUCAGUGUUUGAACAUAACAAAACAAAAAACAACCAAAAAAAAAAAAAGAAGAAGAAAAUAAUAUGUCAGUCAUUAA